Molecule: messenger RNA, 1023 nt
Organism: Equus quagga
Lineage: Eukaryota; Metazoa; Chordata; Mammalia; Perissodactyla; Equidae
Gene: MCHR2
Product: melanin concentrating hormone receptor 2
Exons: 5
Coding region: 1-1023 (340 amino acids)
Biological process (GO): neuropeptide signaling pathway
Cellular component (GO): neuron projection; membrane
Molecular function (GO): G protein-coupled receptor activity; neuropeptide binding
Source: RefSeq, a predicted model, not a curated record
AUGAAUUCACUCCACUCAUCCUGUUGGAACACCUCUGCUGAACUUUUGAACAAGUCCUGGCAUAAAGAGUUUGCUUAUCAAGCCCUCAGCGUUGUGGAUACAGUCAUCCUCCCUUCCAUGAUUGGGAUUAUCUGUUCCACGGGGCUGGUUGGCAACAUCCUCAUUGUAUUCACUAUAAUAAGGUCCAGGAAAAAAACAAUUCCUGACAUUUAUAUUUGCAACCUGGCUGUGGCUGAUCUGGUCCACAUCAUUGGAAUGCCUUUUCUUAUUCACCAGUGGGCCCGAGGAGGAGAAUGGGUGUUUGGGGGGCCUCUCUGCACAAUCAUCACAUCACUGGACACCUGCAACCAGUUUGCCUGCAGUGCCAUCAUGACUGUAAUGAGUGUGGACAGGUACUUGGCUCUCGUCCAACCAUUUCGACUGACAAGUUGGAGAACGAGGUGCAAGACCAUCCGCAUCAAUUUGGGCCUUUGGGCAGCUUCCUUUAUUCUGGCGUUGCCUGUCUGGGUCUACUCGAAGGUCAUCAAAUUUAAAGACGGCGUCGAGAGUUGUGCUUUUGAUUUAACAUCCCCUGACGAUGUACUCUGGUAUACACUUUAUUUGACGAUAACAACUUUUUUUUUCCCUUUGCCCUUGAUUUUGGUGUGCUACAUUUUAAUUUUAUGCUAUACUUGGGAGAUGUAUCAGCAGAAUAAGGAUGCCAGAUGUUACAAUCCCAGUGUUCCAAGGCAGAGAGUGAUGAAGCUGACAAAGAUGGUGCUGGUGCUGGUAGCAGUCUUUAUCUUGAGUGCUGCCCCCUAUCACGUGAUCCAGCUGGUGAACUUGCAGAUGGAGCAGCCCACACUGGCUUUCUAUGUGGGCUAUUACCUCUCCAUCUGUCUCAGCUAUGCCAGCAGCAGCAUUAACCCUUUUCUCUACAUCCUUCUGAGUGGAAAUUUCCAGAAACGCCUGCCUCAAGUGCAGAAAAGAGUGACUGAGAAGGAAAUCAACAACAUGGAGAACACCUUGAAAUCAAGCUUCUAG